AGAUCUUCUGUCGUACUGAUCAGCAGUGUAUCUGUUAUCUCUGCACCAUGGAUCAACAUAAAGGCCAUGAAACAGUCCCAGCUGCAGCAGAAAGGACUGAGAAGCAGAAGGAGCUCCAGGAGAGACGACAACAAAUCCAGCAGAGAAUCCAGGACCAGGAGAAAGAUGUGAAGCUGCUUCAACAGGAGGUGGAGGCCAUCAAUGGCUCUGCUGAUAAAGCAGUGGAGGACAGUGAGAAGAUCUUCACUGAUCUGAUCUGUCAGAUCGAGAAAAGAAGCUCUGAUGUGAAGCAGCAGAUCAGAUCCCAGCAGGAAACUGAAGUGAGUCGAGUCAAAGAGCUUCAGGAGAAGCUGGAGCAGGAGAUCACUGAGCUGAAGAGGAAAGAUGCUGAGCUGGAGAAGCUCUCAAUCACAGAGGAUCACAACCAGUUUCUCCAGAACUACCCCUCACUGUCAGCACUCAGUGAGUCUACACACUCAUCCAGCAUCAAUAUUCGUCCUCUGAGAUACUUUGAGGAUGUGACAGCAGCUGUGUCAGAGCUCAGAGAGAAACUGCGGGACAUCCUGAGAGACACAGGGACAAACAUCUCAGUGGCAGUAUCUGAUGUGGAUGUUUUACUGUCAGAACAAGAACCAAAGACCAGACCUGGAUUCCUAAAAUAUUCACAAAAAAUAACUUUGGAUCCAAACACAGCACAUAGGAAGUUGUUAUUAUCUGAAAGAAACAAAAAGGUAAUGUUAAUGGAGCAGCUUCAGUCUUAUCCUGAUCAUCCAGACAGAUUUACUGAUCAGUAUCAGGUCCUGAGUAGAGAGAGUCUGACUGGACGUUGUUACUGGGAGGUGGAGUGGAGAGGAAUAGUGUGUGUAGCAGUUUCAGCCAAGAUUAGCAAGAGUACAAAGAAAUCACAGGCAAGUUUCUUCGGAUUCAAUGACAAAUCCUGGUCUUUACGCUGUGAUAUAAACAGUAACAUGUUGUAUCACAGAGGGAUUCAAACUAAUGCUCCAGGUUCCUCCAGAAUAGGAGUAUAUCUGGAUCACAGAGCAGGUAUUCUGUCUUUCUACAGCAUCUCUGAAACCAUGACUCUCCUCCAUAGAGUCCAGACUACAUUCACUCAGCCUCUAUAUGCUGGGGUUCGGCUUGGAUCUUCCCCAGUUAAUGGGUCACCAAACGGAUCCUCUGCUGAGUUUGUUGAACUGAAAUAGUCAUUGACAAACUGAUUUAACAGGCGUCUUUACCAGAGUUUAUUUUUUCUUUGUUUUAAGCAUAUUUACAGUAUGUAUGGAUUCAAUUAUUAUCUUCAAAUCUCAACACAUUACAAUUUUUUAUUUUGACAAUAUCGUUAAAAUGUGUAACAUCCAACAAACUGUGGCUUUACAUGUUUUGUUAGUUGGAAACCAUUGGAAACUGUAGAAACCCUGAAAAUCUGUUCAGGAUAUGAUUGAAUUGUGAUGUUGGCUUCAUCUCCUAUACUCAGCAAAUAUCUUUAAUGUAAUUUUUUGUGUUGCAAAGUUGUAUUUCUUUUAAAUUUCUGCUCUUAGUUUUAAACUGAUCCUUUGUUAGAAAUAUUGAAUUUAUACUACUUUUGUGUUUAAUGGGUUGUGUACUAAUGAACUAAUAUGAUGUAUAAUGUUUGAUUCAUCUUUUAUUAACUCUUACUUAAGAUCGUUCCAGAUAAAGGUCAUGCAACGGACGGGUUGUGAAGGAGGCCUGAACAUCCUCUAUCACAUGCUGGGUUGUAAAAGAGGCCUGAAUAGCCUCUAUCACAUGUUUCUUCUAAACAUGUGUUCUUGGAACAAUUUAAUUCUA
Molecule: messenger RNA, 1806 nt
Organism: Cyprinodon tularosa
Lineage: Eukaryota; Metazoa; Chordata; Actinopteri; Cyprinodontiformes; Cyprinodontidae
Product: tripartite motif-containing protein 16-like
Exons: 1
Coding region: 48-1202 (384 amino acids)
Molecular function (GO): protein binding
Source: RefSeq, a predicted model, not a curated record